Coregonus sp. 'balchen' is the source of this 4417-nucleotide messenger RNA. The record is from the annotation of a GenBank genome assembly. NCBI's taxonomy places the organism in Eukaryota, Metazoa, Chordata, Actinopteri, Salmoniformes, Salmonidae.
AUGAGUUUGGUCGAAAAAAUACUAGGCAACAUCCCUGUGGUUCACGGGUCUAGUGUCAACAUCACGGUAAGUCUAAAUACGCAGCUUUGUAUGGUCUUUAAUGCUCGAUUUGGGUUGAAAUGACCGUUGGAUUAUGUUAAACCAUUUGUGCAUAAAACAGGUCCUAGCAGGCGGCAGGGCACAUUUAAACUGAGUAAUGCAAAGCAGGCUUUCUAACAAAGAACAAUACCUAUCACCUAUAGCUGCAGGUAAAUGUGUAACACUUGUAACCCGCGGGAUAUGAACUCGAGUGUCCCACGGGAGCAACCAAUGUUCUUAGACCAUUAGACAAAGAGGAAAUUCCCUUUUAGGCGAGAAUGGGUUGCUGCGUCCCAAUAUGACGAUCGGAGUAUGGGCUAGUGGGUGUCGAAAGGAAUGGGUGUGUCGAAAGCUAUAGGUUAGACGGUUUUGAUUGAGUUGUGUUUUUCCCCCUUCCGUUUCUUAUGACGCAACUACUAUUGAGCUACCGUACUGGAGUUUCUUCUGUUUUUAAGCCAGAGGAUGAGUCUGAGUUGUAUUUAAAAUAAUAGUACAUUUUAAUUUACAAAUUUGACUAUUUUUUUAUUUUAUUUUUAUGAUGGUUGUAAUGUUACUUCAUGCGUUGUAUGCAUGUGAUUACUCUGCCUGUCACCCUGAUAUUGGCUACUAGGUAGCUAGUUCCCAUGCUGUUGCAGGCCGGCUACUAGGUAGCUACUUCCCAUGCUGUUGCAGGACAGUAGGCCUAGUGCUUGUCGAGUAGGAACGAAGGGCACUGUGUCCCGGUGUUGCCAUUCAUGCCCUCCCUAUUGAGUAGCAGACUGUAUGUAGGAUAUGUAUCAAGGUGACAUCUAGAUGGUUAUCAAUAUUAGUUAUUUCUUGUGUAGGCUGCUAUCCUACUUCAAAUAAAAUUGUGUGAGAGAAACGAAUGCCACGUUAGCUACCGCUGGCGACACGACCUUGAUACUCAGUAGGAAGCACUUCAAAUCGGCAGGCAGCAGUGUUGCCAGGUCUAGAUAAUUUUUUUAGCACAAUGACCUCUGAAAACACGCCCACAAGGCCUGAAAACUAGCCCUUUAACAAAAAGGUGCAACAGAGUUGCCACAUUUAUCCACGAAACCCUUUUUCCAUAACGUUAUUGAGCGAAUUAAGAAGGAAUAUCAACUUCAUUUUUAACAAAGUAGGCUAAGAAGCAAAAUUCGGUUUUCCAUCAAAAAAAUAAUUAUUGGAAGUUGAAGAAUGUUGCAAGAGAAAAUAUAAAUCGCACUUAUUAAAUUCUCCAGAUCAUUUUCCAUCAAUGGAUGUCGAUUUAAAUUGUUUUGACAGCUAUGAUUAAACAAUAAGGCCCUAGGAGGUGUGGUAUAUGGCCAAUAUACCACAAACCCCUGAGGAGCCUUAUUGCUAUUAUAAACUGGUUAACAAUGUAAUUAGAAUAGUAAAAAUAAUUGUUGUGCAUUCCCAUGGUACACAGUAUGAUAUACCAUGGCUUUCAACCAAUCAGCAUUCAGGGCUCAAACCACAGAAUUUAUAAUGGUAAAUAAAUCCUGUUUGAGCGUGUGCAUAACUAUAGAUACAUCUGGCAGGUUUGAGUUGGAGUGAUGAAAGUUGGAGAGGAUCUCAAUCUCUGUGCAAGAAACACUUGGAAGAACUUCAAAAAAACGAAUGUUAAGCUAUUUUCUGGCAAUUGUGCCUUCAUUAUGUGCCAGAUGUUAAGACUACAAACCGUUAUAAAUGGUCUAUUUGCGAGAUCGACUUGUUAUUUCAAUAGGCUACUGACUAAAAUCUGGGUUUAUAAUUGCAAUUCAACUUUGCCAUGGUCUGCGUAGCUAGAUGCAGGUAGCCUAUAGCCCCCGAAAGGACAACAUCUCAUUUCAGGGUAAAGUCCACAAUGAAACUGACAUUAAAUGUGGAGAAUGAUACAUUCGCGAUAGAGCUGUGACCUGAUCACAAUUAAUAACUUCCAAUUUAAUUAACUAACAUGGCCAUUAACAAUUGCAUAAUAACACAAGGCUACAACAAAACACUGAGUUAUAGGCUAUUUAUUAAAUCUGUUUGCCAGCUCCAGAUAGGCUACACAAAUGGCACAAAUUGAUUUGCAUGACUCCAGUGAAUAGCAUACUUGAUGGCCAACAGAUGCAAAUGCAGCGUAUCAUUUCCCACAUUUAAUGUCAUUUUCAUUGUGGACUUUUUCCCAUAACAGAAGCACGCGAGGGAGUUCCAUAACUUCCAUUUCAAAUUUCCACUCACUCACUCACGCAGCACUCCAGACCCUAGACCUGAGCAUGAGUAAAACCCUUCGCUUGAUACCGUUAUCCAUAAGAAAAGUCAACAUUAGAAUGCAGUUGACUUUAAACCACUUCGGAGCGAAUUUAUCUAAAGCGCUGUAGUGCGCCUAAAGUCCUUUUCCAAUGCUUUGUCGCCGUUAUAUCAGUUCUAGCGCGUUAAUAUGUUUUAUGGAAAAAGGGUGUCUCCAUAAUUACAGAUCUAAAUAGCCUACCUACAACUGGUCAAAAGUUGUCACGAUGUGCGCGAGUGCUGCUCUGGCUUGUUGACUCAGCUGCUUCUGCUGCAGCACUCUCUCAACCAGUGCCCUCAACGCACACACCACUCUGGUCCUCCCCACCAUUCACUCACUCAGUACCAACCUGCUCACUGCCUGAUAGUCAGCAACACCAGGAUAUAUAUAUAUAUAUAUAUAUACAAACUACCAGUCAAAAGUUUGGACACACCUACUCAUUCAAGGUUUUUUCUUUAUUUUUACUAUUUUGUACAUUGUAGAAUAUUAGUGAAGACAUCAAAACUAUGAAAUCUUCUCUGAGUCUUCCAUUCCUGUGGCGGUCCUCAUGAGAGCCAGUUUCAUCAUAGCGCUUGAUGGUUUUUGCGACUGCACUUGAAGAAACUAUCAAAGUUCUUGAAAUGUUCCGUAUUGACUGACUUUCAUGUCUUAAAGUAAUGAUGGACUGUCGUUUCUCUUUGCUUAUUUGAGCUGUUCUUGCCAUAAUAUGGACAUUCUUCUGUAUACCCCCCUACCUUGUCACAACACAACUGAUUGACUCAAACGUGUUAAGAAGGAAAUAAAUUCCACAAAUUAACUUUUAAGAAAGCACACCUGUUAAUUGAAAUGCAUUCCAGGUGACUACCUCAUGAAGCUGGUUGAGAGAAUGCCAAGAGUGUGCAAAGGUGUCAUCAAGGCAAAGAGUGGCUAUUUGAAGAAUCUCAAAUAUAAAAUAGAUUUUGAUUUGUUUAACACUUUUUUGGUUACUACAUGAUUCCAUAUGUGUUAUUUCAUAGUUUUGAUGUCUUCACUAUUAUUCUACAAUGUAAAAAAUAGUAAAAAUAAAGAAAACCCCUUGAAUAAGUAGGUGUGUCCAAACUUUUGACUGGUACUGUAUAUCAUGCAUUACAUAUUGGCUCCAGCUCUAUAACCACACCACUCCUGUUCUCCUAGGGCCUGACCCUUGACCCGUCCAGCCAGUCUAGGAACAUGCAGUACCAGACCAUGGUGACCUCCCUGGGCAUCCCCGCAGCACCAGAACUCUGGACUGUCUGCAGACCCCUAAACCAAAUCGACUUCACCCUGGUGAGUGUGUGCGUGUGUGUUUGCAUGUGUUUGUGAAGGUGCAACAAUGCUAUGGUUCUCCUGAAUGUUGCAGAUAGAAUAAUAAAGCUGACAUGAAUAGUUCUGACACGAUUCCUUAUUGCGUUGUGUCCUAGCCUACUGGACAUGGUCCAGGUUAGUUGUCUGACCUGCUGUGUGCUUCCCCCUACAGGAGGUGUGUCUGAGCAGUGUGUCUGCGGGACUGCAGCUGUAUCAGGAUGUGCUGGGUGUGCUGAAGGAGCGUGUGACCACUGACGAGGUGACAGGACUCCUGGCUGACAUCAGAGAUCUGCUGGCCCAGGUCAACAAGGUGAGACUGACACACACACACACACACACACACACACACACACACACACACACACACACACACACACACACACACACACACACACACACACACACACACACACACAGACACACACACAGACACAGACACACAAACUCACUGAGUAAUAGAAGUAGACACAUCUGCACAGGCAUGCACACUGGCACAAGAUCACACACAGAUACACACAUAUCAUAGAGGUCCUACACUCAUAACAUCACACUUGAGAUGUUCGUUUUGGUUAAUAACCUUCUGUAUGUGUGUGUUUUUGGUUUGUUCAGAUGCAGGAGCCGGGCCAGAUGAGCAGUGUAGCCCUGUACGAGGCCUCGGGGCUGGCCUCACGCCUCCCAGGGGAGUACGAGGUUCAGGUUGCCACUCACUUUACCCUGCUGCAGCUCCGUGACUUCACACAGAAUCUAAAACGCAGCCUGCGCAACGUCGAACACCUGACUUCCAGGCCAGGACAGAGGGGCUGA